AUCGGAUGCAGCGGGCAGGAAGCGGCCGCGGUGCUCGAGCAGGACCCGGAGCUGGAGGCCGAGGCCGGGCUGGGAUUCACUUUGAAGGAACAUAACCCUGCUGUUUCACUGACUGGAAACAGUGGCUCACCCGCCCUUCUUCGUGCUUGUGGUGCCCACCCUGAGACAGGGCAGGGGAAGGGAAGCAGCAGGAUUUAUUUGUGCUUCCCUGAACUUGCCCAAGGGAACAGGAUGGAUGGCAGGGAGAAGUUGGUUCCAGCAGGAUCCGAGGCUCUUCUUUAAAGAGAACUUCCAGCAUCAAAAAGGCUAAAAAGCAAAAAAAAAAACUCAAAAUGGAAGGAGGCAACAGCCCCAGUCUGCAGCUGCAGCAGCUCCCGUUGGCCACAGCAGCAGUUUCUGUGCAGCCACACACAGACUCCUUCUCCUACAAGGAGAACUUGAUUGGGGCACUUCUGGCUAUUUUUGGGCAUCUUGUCAGCAGCAUUGCCCUCAACCUCCAGAAAUACAGCCACAUCAGGCUGGCAGGCUCCAAGGACCCCCGGGCUUACUUCAGAACCAAGACCUGGUGGAGUGGGUUGCUGCUGCUGCUGCUGGGAGAGCUGGGAGUGUUCUCCUCCUAUGCCUUUGCUCCCCUGUCUCUGAUUGUGCCCCUCAGUGCAGUGUCUAUUGUGGCUAGUGCAAUCAUAGGAAUUAUAUUUAUUAAAGAAAAAUGGAAGCCCAAGGAAUUUUUGAGGCGCUACGUGCUGUCCUUCCUGGGCUGUGGCCUGGCAGUUGUUGGCACUUACCUGCUGGUGACAUUUGGACCCAACAGCCACGAGAAGAUGACAGCAGAAAACAUCACCAGGCAUUUAGUGAGCUGGCCAUUCCUGCUCUACAUGCUUGUGGAGAUCAUUGCUUUCUGUCUGCUCCUGUAUUUUUACAAGGAGAGAAAUGCAAACUACAUUGUCAUUAUUCUCCUGCUGGUUGCUUUGCUGGGUUCCAUGACCGUGGUGACAGUGAAGGCCGUGGCUGGGAUGGUCCUGGUGUCCAUCCAGGGCACCCUGCAGCUGGACUCCCCCAUCUUCUACAUCAUGUUGGUGUGCAUGGUUGCCACAGCCAUCUACCAGGCCACGUUUUUAGCUCAAGCCUCCCAGCUCUAUGACUCAGCUCAGAUCUCCAGCAUUGGCUACAUCCUAUCCACCACAGCAGCAAUCUCAGCAGGAGCAACUUUUUACCUGGACUUCAUGGGUGAAGAUGUUCUCCACAUUUGUAUGUUUGCACUGGGGUGCCUCAUAGCAUUCCUGGGAGUUUUCCUGAUCACAAGGAAUAGGAAGAAGCCUGUCCCCUUCGAGCCCUACAUCUCCAUGGAUGCCAUGCCAGGCAUGCAGAACAUGCACGACAAGGGGAUUGCAGUGCAGCCUGACCUCAAAGCCUCUUUCUCCUACGGGGCCCUGGAGAACAAUGACAGCAUGCCAGAAAUCUACACCCCAGCCACGCUGCCCAUCGUGCAGGAGCAGCACGGACCCAAGGGAGUCUCUGCCCCUCCCUACAGGGUGCUGGAGCACAGCAAGAAGGAGUGAGUGACCUUCAAGGACUGAUCAGAGUCGUCAGGAGUUUGACCUUUAUUUAUUUACCUGUUCAAAUAGCAGCAAGCAUAAAGCUGACAUUGAGAAGAGCUUUGUCUGGAGCUGAACUUUCCAGGCUGAUUAUUAAAAUAAACAACUUUUUCUAGUUGGGAAGUUGAAAGCACUUGGCAGGAAGCAGAUCCCAGUUGUGCAUGGAAUUCUGCUGGCUGGGAGUGUGGAAUGAUGGACUGGUGAGUGCAGCACUGUGGAAGUGAUGAGAGAAGAGAUGCUGAGGAGGAGAAGUGACUGUGCAGUUUCCAGCCCUGCUGGGAGUGGUUUUUACUCCAGACAAGUUUUCAGGAGCUGCUCACAGAGAGAGGACAGGAUUUAAUCUUUCAUUUACAGGGACUGUGACAGAUUUCCAGGAAGGCUCUAAAUCCUGGUGUGACCACAGAGCUCCACUGACACAGCAAUAAAUGGAAUUGUUUUGAAGCACCACCACUGGAACUUGCUGUGUGUUUAGAGCAGCAGAACUGGUGAGAGUGAACACUUUGAACGCUUUAUCCCUUCAACCCACCAAUUCUGGGCACUUCUGUUCUGGUGUUGAACAUAAGCACUGAGGAUGGGGGUUGUUUUUAGAGCACCACUGGAUUAUGAGGCUUAGAACAAAGAUGAUUUGCCAGUUUUCUGGUUUCAUACCAGGACUUCAAGUUGGAUUAAAUGGUGCAGAGGGAGCACUAUAAAGGAUGAGGACAAGGAGAAAUGAGAAUGAUGUGGCUCUAUCUGGUGGGGAAUUUCUGUAAUUUUGGACAAAAUCUGAAUUCUUUAUCAUGUUUAUUUAUUUUCUUUCUGAUAGAGGCAAUAUUUCCAACUUUAGUGGUCCAAACUACUUUAAGAUAUUGAAGUUCCUUAGUUCAAAAGCUCAGUUCAGGUGAUGUAAGCUGGGAUCCUCCCCCCUUUAUUUUCUUUUAUAAAAAGGAAAAACAAGACUUGUCUACUAUUGUGGAUGGCCUGAGGAGACAAGUUGCACAGCCCAGCACUCACUGAGGCCUGUGAGGAUAAUGGAGCUUUGUGUACUUUGAUAUUUAUCUUUCCAGCUUCCAGGAGAUGGCCAGGAGCUGAUACUGGGGGAGAAUGAGGAGCUGUCAAGUGAGGAGGACAAAGUACAACAUUCUCUGGUUAUCCUGCACUUUGACAGCACUGGCUGCUCUAAAAUUGGGGUAUUUUGCUGGGAAACUGAAUUUUAAGUCCACUCAGUGUUGCUUGGGUUGUCUGUACAGUAGUCUCCAGGACUCUGGAACUUUAUUUGAAAGGAAUAGUGCUCAUGUUCUGUGUAUUUUAAGUGAUUCCCCCAACACCAGAGAGUUUGGGACUAUCUGAGAUUUUGAACAGUGUUUUUCUGAAUUUAUUUAUUUUUAUUUGUUAAAUUGACUCAUGGCCAGUUUCUGUUCCCACUGCCAGAAAUUCCCAACAACUCCUCUGACCUGAACAUGAUUAUUCCAUGUUCUUGUUGUAAAUGACAACAGAACUGUUCCUUUGCAUUUGUUAGCUCUGCCAGCUCUGCAGACUGAUUCAAUCUGGGUAUACUUUGGAUUGCUUUGGCAUUUUUGUGCAGCUUAGAAGAAUAACCUUCCCCCUGCACAGGGGAGGUGCCCUGGGCUGUACCCACAUUUCUGCACUAACUGAGCACAAUUCAGAUCUUAUCAGUGGCAUCCCCUGCACUGGAACUUAGGGAACCUCAAGAAAUAACAGCUUUCCUUUCACCCUCAAUACUUAAUUUGUGAUUAAGCAAGAUAAGGAUGUUAAUGGGCUCCUGCUGCCAGAGCAUUCAUCACUGGGGUGCAGUGACACUGAUUUACUGCCUUGGGAUGUGGUCAUCGAUUGUUGGUGAAUUUAUGGGUAGCUUUUGUUCAUUAACAAUGCAGAAUGAAGCAGUGCAGGGAGGCUGAAUGGGAAGGGCACAGGAAUUCCUUAUCUCUUCCCUUUUAAUCAACCUGUUCUGACCUAUUGGUUCUGCAGCCAUAGAACACUAAGUCUGAAAACAAGCUGUGCUACAGCACACACUUGUUCCGUGCAAUAUUCUUUGUGGUUAAUUAGGUGGUAUAAAAUAAUUCAUCAGAAGGGUUUAAAUGUUUGGCUGCUGACAUGCAGAUCUGGAUGUGCAGGGUUUAAACCCAGCAGGUGACUGGAGCACAGACCUGCAGCCUGGUUUGGGCUUUCCUGCUCAGCACAGCCCUGACAUCCUGAGAGAUGGACAGUGCCAGGGGACAGAGCUGCUCUGGGCUGCUGUGCUGCUCUCUGACCUGCUUCAGGGCUGGUUUUGCUGUAAACUCCCCAGUUCCUGAUCCUUCUCUGAGUGAAACUGCCCCCAGCCACAAGCUGAGCUUUUGUGGCAUUGUGUGGGUUUGGCCCUUUCUUUGCAAAGAUUCUAAGGGCAAGUCUUGCUCCAAAGCUUUACAUAACCAUGUUUUAUUUGCACAGUCUCUGUGUGCUCAAAUAAUUCUACUUAAUAAUGACAGUUCCCUUUACCUGCAGCCACAGAGAAAUCUCCCUUUGUUUGCUUCUGGAAACUUCCUGCCAAAGGCCUCCACUGGAGAUGGUGUCUGUUUCUACAGCACAUAAAUCACAAUAUUUUUGAUUAUUGUGCCACAACAGUGGAGCCUGGGGUGUUCCUUGGGCCUCAGCUCCAUGACUGAUGUAGGGGUAGGACUGAGGGGCUGCACCUCACUCCUGUUUGCUGCUGCUGUUCAACACUGGAAUCUUAAAGUGGGGGUAGUUUUGUUUGUUUGUUUGAUUUUAUGCACUUCCCUCUUUCUUGCUUUUUCUUGUGGUCUUCCAAAAAAUGUUAUUUUCUGCUCUUCAGCCUAAGAAAGGGCAUGAGCGGGGCCCAGAGAAACCAAGUAUCUUGUUUAAACUUGACUGAAGGACUGUGUGCUCUCUCUGGCUCUUUCAGGAGUGAAUUCAACUCCUCACCUCCCUUCUAGUGCAGAGAAGCUGAAACAGGAAGGGUUUUGCACCCUCACACUGAGCUUUUCCCAGAAUGUUUGUUAGUCUGAGGUGACAAGGGCCAUGCCUGGAAUUGCAGCAAAUAUUUACAGCUGAGCAGCACAGGAAGGUUUAAAGGAGAGGAGCCCUGUGCCACAUUCCAGGGUGAAAUAUUGAAGAGUUGUACAGCACACUCUGAUCUGUGAAUGUCAGCACUGCAGGGCUCCUGCAGGACCCUGCACAUGGCACAGCACCCCCAGAUUCCCAAUGGGAAGGAUUUCUCAGCACUCUGGUGAAGGAGCAGCUCCUUGGUUCAUCCCUUGGCUCCUAUACCCAGUGUGAACUGACAUCUCUUACCUCCAUCCUGUGGCUUCUGGAUGCACAGAGCACUUAAAAGAUCCUCAGUGUGUAUUUUAUGUGUAACUUAACUCUGUGGAGCACAGCUGAAUGUAUAAAAUGAUCUGCCUACACCAUUCUCCUUUCACCUUAAAAUGUGUAAAUAAAUCAAGCUUUACACUCUUGCACUAUAAAGGACAAUUGCUUCAUUUUUCA
This is a messenger RNA of Ficedula albicollis (Collared flycatcher), 5081 nucleotides long. It is a transcript of the gene NIPAL3, whose product is annotated as NIPA like domain containing 3. The transcript has 12 exons. Gene Ontology annotation, molecular function: magnesium ion transmembrane transporter activity. The coding region runs from base 333 to 1559 and encodes 408 amino acids. Gene Ontology annotation, cellular component: membrane. NCBI's taxonomy places the organism in Eukaryota, Metazoa, Chordata, Aves, Passeriformes, Muscicapidae. Gene Ontology annotation, biological process: magnesium ion transport. The record is from RefSeq and is a predicted model, not a curated record.